AUGGCGAAAGAGCUGAACUUGUUGCCUGAAUCAACUUUGCAUUGCCAAAAUGGGCUUAAGCAUGACCCAAGUAACGAAGAGCUAAAGAAGCUGUUAAGGCAAAUUGAGUCAAAGAAGAUGGAACAUGAACAGCGUGAGGCUCAAGUUUCCAAGGCUAUAUCAGAGGCUAAGGACCUUGUUUCCGCGAUCAAAAGUAGAGGGCUGAAAAUUGGGAAGGCAAUGUAUCAAGAACUUACAGGAUUAAGAAAGCCUGUAUUAGAUAAGAAUAAUAUUCUUCAUUGGCCAGUUCUUCUGCUGUAUGCAGAGGUUAUGUCCAGUGACUUCAUUGAGGAUUUCUGUGAGACUGAAAUGUUGUCAGCUCAUCUGGAUAUGCAUUCAAACAUGUUUUCAGAAAGCUGCCCACCUUUGUCAUGGGAUCAGGAACACCAUUACACUCGUGAAGCUGUUGAAUUAUACUAUGAAGCAGGUUCAGGAGUUUCUCUGUCAACAACAAAGAUUCUUUGUUGUCUUUUAGAGGGCACUGCUGCUUCUCAUGUGGAAAACAUCGGUGAUGAGCAAAAGGAUGCAAAUGAGAAUUCUACUGAUGGCAGCUCAGCAGGCAAAGGUUCCUCUAAAUGGGUGAAAGUAAAUGAGAAAAGAACACUACAUGAUGUUCUGAAAGAACCUAACUUUGUUAUUCCGGGGAUCCCAGUGUUUUUUGUUGUUUCUAAACGUUCCAGCUUCUACAAAGAGUUCAAAUCUGGGAAAUGGGCUCCUCCACCUUGAGUUGCUGGUUGGUUGUCUCUUGAAGAUAGGCGAUGUCUAUUACGAUACGAGUCAAAGCUAGUGAUACCUGG
This is a messenger RNA of Prunus avium (sweet cherry), 836 nucleotides long. NCBI's taxonomy places the organism in Eukaryota, Viridiplantae, Streptophyta, Magnoliopsida, Rosales, Rosaceae. The record is from RefSeq and is a predicted model, not a curated record.